CAUUGGCUAAUCAUUCCUUUAAAGAAUGGAACGGCUAUGAUUGGACAGUAUAGUAUUUUAGUACGUAUUAAAGUAUAUCAGUGUAAAUUAGGCCAUUACAAAAAGAAACGUCUAGUCAUCAAUAGAUCAUUUAUAAAAAUACAUUUUAAAGUAGAUAAUGAUAUUUUUAUCGCAUAGUAUUUUUAAGAAUAUUCAUGAAUGCAUAUAUGUAUAGAAUAUAUAUGAAUGCAUAUAUCCAAUAAAUACGUGCUCGCGUACACAUGCAGUGCUCGUGACACGCAGAAAUAAAUUUUGCGAACAAUCGAUUGUGACGGAAGAUUAAUUUGGACAGGCAUUUCUUUUAUAAAAAAGAACUUACGAUGCUCGUGGAAUUAAUUGGGAUUUUCAUUGUCGCUUUAAUCAUUGUGUAUACUUAUUACAAGUAUGUGUUGUUCAAUUUCUGGCGCAAAAGAAAUGUUUUUUAUAUCGAGCCUGUUGUGCCAACUGGUAAUAUCGGAGCCUUAGUAACUAAAAAAAUAUCAAUAGGCAAAUUCUUCCACGAUGUCUAUGUAAAAUAUAAGGAGCAUCGUGCUUUUGGAAUAUACACGUUUUUCAAGCCAAAUCUGGUAAUCGCCGAUCCUGAUCUUAUUCAGGCGGUGCUGACAAAGGAAUUCAAAAAUUUCCAUGAUCGCGGAAUGUUCUGCAACGAGAAGAUUGAUCCACUGUCCGGUCAUUUGUUUGUACUACCCGGGAAGAAGUGGCGGAAUUUGCGCGUCAAGUUAACACCCACCUUCACUUCAGGAAAAAUAAAACAAAUGUUUGCGAUUCUGAAGACAUGCGGCGAAGAGUUCGUAAAAAGCCUAGAAAGCAUAGCUCAAACAGGAGAUUCCAUUGAGAUAAAAGAUUGGUUUGCAAGGUAUACAACGGAUAUAAUUAUGUCAACAGCUUUUGGAGUCAAAUCCAAUUGCAUAAAGGAAGGCGAUAAUGAAUUUCGAUAUUGGGGAAAAAAGAACAAUGUGGAAUAUAGGAAAACUCAUAACAUUGUCAAGCAUGAUUUUAUGAAUUUGCUCAUACAACUUAUGGAGAAGGGCUAUGUUGAACCCGAUGAUAUGAAAGAUGUCGUUGAUAAAUCCUCAACCAUGAAUAGGCUCACUUUGUUAGAAGCGGUUGCGCAAGCUUCUGUUUUUUUCAUCGCUGGCUUCGAAACUUCUUCGACGACAGCAAUGUUCUGUUUAUACGAGUUAGCUCAACAACAAGACUUACAGAACAAACUUCGCAAGGAAAUCGAUGAAAUAUUAAAAAAGCAUGAUGAACUGACCUAUAAUGCUGUAAACGAAAUGACAUAUCUUCAUAAAGUAAUAAACGAGGCAAUGAGAAAAUAUCCGCCUUUACCUAUUUUGAGUCGCAUCUGUACCGAGGAAAUAAAUCUUCCAACAACAAAUAUUUAUGUACCAAAAGGUAUGUUAAUCACUAUACCACUACUCGGAUUACAUCAUGAUCCGUCGAUAUACCCAGAUCCCGAUAAAUUUGAUCCUGAAAGAUUUAACGAGGAUGAGGUAGCAGCCAGACAUCCUUAUGCUUAUUUACCAUUUGGAGAAGGGCCACGAGGUUGUAUCGGUUCGAGAUUUGCUUACAUGCAAACCAAAGUUGGACUCGUAAGUCUUCUAUCGAAAUUCAAGUUCAAACUUGAUACUCGAACUACAGUCCCGCUAAUUUCCGAAAAUGGCUUUGUACAUACGGUCAAAGACGGUAUAUAUCUUACUAUCGAGCCGCGAUAAAAAAAUCAUAAGCAUUUUUAAAUAUUUCAGUUUAUUUGUUUAAAUAAUAUAUAUUGUGUAUAUAUCACAAUUGCAAUUUUGCUUUUUAAUAACAUAUGUUUAUUUACAUGUUUGUAUAUAUACCUAAAUAUUUAUGUAUUUAGAUAAAUGCAAUGUUAAAAUUAACAACAAUAAUAUGUUAACCAAAUAAAGACAUGGGUGUAUAUAAA
This is a messenger RNA of Formica exsecta, 1966 nucleotides long. Its product is annotated as probable cytochrome P450 6a14. The transcript has 8 exons. Gene Ontology annotation, molecular function: monooxygenase activity; iron ion binding; heme binding. Lineage: Eukaryota; Metazoa; Arthropoda; Insecta; Hymenoptera; Formicidae. Bases 360 to 1757 code for a protein of 465 amino acids. The record is from RefSeq and is a predicted model, not a curated record.